Messenger RNA from Prorocentrum cordatum, 2015 nucleotides. The record is from the annotation of a GenBank genome assembly. Lineage: Eukaryota; Dinophyceae; Prorocentrales; Prorocentraceae.
AGGCGAGUCUCUCUGGCUCGAGGUAGAGUGAAGCAAGGUCCGUGGCCAUUCGGGCACAAGUUACUCUGCGUGCCCCGAGACGUGUGAGGUCUGGCCGAAGAGUGCAGCGCUGUGCCUGCCAACAUGUCGCGAACAACCACCGAGCCAGGUACUGGGGUGUCGAGUGAGUUCGCGUGUUUUGCACCCCCGUUUGACCGCAUCGUUGAGUUUCAGGUCGCUCCGUUGUGUGACGCGCCGAGCGCACAUGUUGCAGGGUGUGCCUCCCGUGCCUGGCGCUCGAAGUUUCAUGAUAUUCGCCUGUGGCUAGAAUUCGCCUGGCGUGAGUGCACUAUGCACGGCCGCGCCUUGGCUCCGGGUGCAGAGGCCGCCCUGGAGGCGCGCGACUUGGCGGCGGCAGUGCGUAUCUGCAGGUCAGCCCUGCGCAGGCGCAUGCUGGUGGUGGGCCAGCACCAUGCAGAGAGAGCGUUGCUGCAUGCUCGCCCAGUUGCGGCACAGGAGGUGCACCAAGCCCAUCGGGCCCCCCAGCUGGAGACCAGGUUUCUGCUGAUCAACGAUACAGGCGCGGAUGUCUUCUGUCAUUGGGUUGCGAGCAGCGGCGUUGAUGGCGAAUCCGGCGAGAUUCUCGUUCGUGAUGGGGAUCGCGUCCCUCCAACUUCGCCUGACACGCGGCGCAACGAGCAGGGCGUGCCACAAGGACGUUUCGAAUGGGGCACCAGGGGCCACUUCUAUCAUACAAGUUCUCUAUCUCAUGCUUUUGCCAUUUGCAAGGAGCGGGGUGGACCACCAAUCGUCUUGUACCAGCAGCGCCGUGCUUUCCUUCGGUAUAGUUUGCGCCCCCCCACAACCAUUCAGCAUGUUCAUGCUAUCCGGAUUCUUUCACUGGAGAGUCCGCCUGUCGUCCAAGAGCUUUUUGUGAAUGAAGUUGUUACACACAUGUACGGCCAUCCUAACAUGCAUUAUGAAAUAUUUGACGUUAGCAUGCGGACGGGAAAUGCGCGUCCAGGCGGUGGUAUCUUCGCCGAGCAGCUUAUGGGCGUGCAUGUGCCUUUGCAGCCCCAUUGGCCCGAUGACCUCCUGAGCCUCUUUCAAACUGUGAGUGGCCAGGCAGACUUGGUUGUGACCCCGGGGGGGGAGUUCAACCCUCCCUGCUCACUGUCCUACGCUUACGGUGCCAUCUCCAGAAUUGGCGAGAUCAUGUUCGUGGACAUCUGGAGGGCACUGGAUAGACGGCGCGGUUCUCCCGCGGGCCCAUCAGACUACAGCGUGGAGAGACGGAGCGCGGUGACGUGACCGGCCCCAGGCACUGUGAGCGAGGCCACCGGGGAGCCGCCCUGGGCAGCUCACUGGCUGGCAGGACUGCCAGCACAGCUCUGCGCGUUGGGCCGCUUGCCCUCUUGGCAAGGGUCCGCCUGCGAUCGGAGCUUUGGCCCUGGACUUCGGGGCCAGCUCCAGGCAUUCGAGUGGUCGGAGGUGGACAGACCUCCUACCCUGACACGUUUAUGAAAGGGAGGUUUGUCCACCGCCGAAGUGGGCGCGUCUUUCUUCCUGCUGUCUCCGCGGGCCUUCGUCAUACAGCAGAGGCACGUCAAAGCAGGAGUCGGCCUUUCGGCAUGCGCUCCGAGGGAGUGCCUUCUCCCCCCCCGCUGGCCCCAGGGACACACCGACGUUCUCGGACGCCCCGUGGCCUCCAGAGACCGCAGACGAAUGCGCCCCAAUACCGUGGCUGUGAAGAAUUCACGCGAAAACCAUUCGUGGCGUUGAACUCCGCCAUGCAAAGAGAUAGAGCACAACCUCGGCGUGACCCGCCACGGGUGAAGGAAAAGUUCUUCCGUGGUUCGCGUUUAUUUGUUACACUUUCAUUGCGCCUGUGCCUGCCGUACGCCCUCUGCUUGCCACGGCCCCCACGCUCGAGGGCCCGCACGCCUCGCGGCGCCGCGCCGCCUGCGGGCCGUGACUCAGGAGGGGAAAAAAAACACAGACACAAUCAAGCGUCCACUCCCAGGAAAAUAUAGGAA